Messenger RNA from Mangifera indica (mango), 2010 nucleotides. RefSeq names its product nuclear transport factor 2-like. Gene Ontology annotation, molecular function: mRNA binding. Gene Ontology annotation, cellular component: ribonucleoprotein complex; cytosol. The transcript has 9 exons. The coding region runs from base 318 to 1724 and encodes 468 amino acids. The record is from RefSeq and is a predicted model, not a curated record. Lineage: Eukaryota; Viridiplantae; Streptophyta; Magnoliopsida; Sapindales; Anacardiaceae.
AAGAAAGAAAGAAAGUAAAAGGAAGAGUCCAUAAAAAAGAAAAAUCCUACAAACACACACCACAAAAAGCAAUCAGUGGAGAAGAUCUUCUCACAAAUCUAUCUUUCUUGGUGUCUGCCCACAUCCUUCCCUCUUUUAUUUCCCAAAGCCACUUCAAGCUAGAUUUUCUAUGUCUUGCUACGCAGUUUUUUCAUGUUAAAAAAUUCUUAUGUGUCCAUAAACAGUCUUACUGACGACGGGUUUUUAUUGGUGCUAUUAUUUUUUUACAGAUCUUGGAUCUAGGGUUUUGUAGGAUUUAGAGUUUUUUUUUUGUCAAAAUGGCCAGUCCAUUCCCCAUUCCAUUCACUGCUGCUCAGGUGGGUACGUAUUUUGUGGGGCAAUACUAUCGGGUACUACAGCAACAGCCUGAUUAUGUUCACCAUUUUUACAGUGAUGCAAGUACUAUGCUUCGUAUUGAUGGUAACACCAGAGACACCGCCACUGAUAUAAUGCAUAUACAUCAACUCAUUAUGUCUCUCAAUUUUACUGGAAUUGAAGUCAAGACCGCCCAUUCCCUAGAAUCUUGGAAUGGAGGUGUCCUUGUAAUGGUUUCUGGUUCAGUGCAAGUAAAAGAUUUCAGUGGGAGGAGGAAAUUUAUGCAAACCUUUUUCCUUGCACCUCAGGAGAAAGGUUUUUUUGUUCUUAAUGAUAUAUUCCACAUCAUUGAAGAGGAACCAAUUCAUCACCACCCAGCAGCCUUCUUAGCCCAGAGCAAUCUUGAUUCCAAACAUAAUGCUUCUGCAACAAUUCCAGAACCAGGAGCAAGCUAUUUAAUGAGUGGCGAAAUCCAGGCAAGAGAUUAUGUGGCUCCUGUAGCUGUCAAAGAAAAUGGUCUAUUUGAUAUUUAUGGUUUCCAUGAGCAGCGGGUGCAGCCACUAGCUGAGUCUGAAAAUAUUCUGGAGGACAACUCUGCUGAAGAGUUCAAUGGCUUACUUCAAAAUACAGUGAAUGCUGUACAAGAUCAUUUGCCAGCUUCUGUUGCUUCUGUCGAGGAACCUAUUGGAGAGACCCAAAAGCACACUUAUGCAUCUAUUUUAAGGGUUGCUAAGGGACAAUCUGCUUCUCAGCCUACUGCUAACAAGAAUGUACCACCGUAUUCUGAUUGGAAUCAUAUUUCUGAACCAACCAUUCAGCAAGUAGCUGUAUUGUCAAAUGUGUAUGAAAAGUCAGGAGCGGAAACAGGAGAGGUUUCGGCUGUUGAGGAUGAAGAGAUAAAGUCUGUUUAUGUGAGAAACUUGCCUCCAAAUGUGUCUGAAUCUGAAAUUGCGGAGGAAUUUAAGAAGUUUGGUGAACUCAGUUCUGAGGGUGUGGUAAUCCGGAGUCGCAAGGAUGUGGGUGUCUGCUAUGCGUUUGUUGAAUUUGAGGAUAUAUCUGGCGUUUACAAUGCAGUCAAGGUGGGAUCUGCACAAGUUGCUGGGCAACAGGUAUAUAUUGAAGAGCGGAGACCAAAUAGCAAUAUACCAUCGCGAGGAGGAAGGAGAGGGAGAGGCCGGGGAAGCUAUACGACAGAUGCCCCAAGGGGGCGUUUUGGCUCUCGAAGUUAUGGUCGGGGAGGUGGUUAUGAUGGGGUUGACCGAGAGUACAACAGACCGAGAGGAAAUGGUUUUUAUAGACCGGGUCCCCGCCAAGAAAGAGGAUUCUCAGGUCACCAAGUAUUAAGAAGUGGGCAGAAUUUAUCAGAGUAAACAUUCUAGAUUCAAUAACAAAGGAGAGAUUAAACGUUUUGGGUCCAGCAGUGCAUACAACCACCCUUUUUCAAUUCAGGAACCAUAUAGUGAUACAAAUCAGUUCAGUUGAGACAUAUAAAGUAAAUCCUGUUAGUCAUUAUCUGAUUGAUGGAACUACUUGAGUUUGAUUUAUUUAUUUAUUAAUUUAUGUCACUAUGUUCAAAUCUACAAUACAACCAUCUCUAAUGAGAGCCACUGGCAUAAACUUUCAUUGAAACAUAAUAUAAUUGCUAUUUAUUUUUCA